This is a messenger RNA of Ciona intestinalis (vase tunicate), 858 nucleotides long. RefSeq names its product cyanocobalamin reductase / alkylcobalamin dealkylase-like. Gene Ontology annotation, molecular function: cyanocobalamin reductase (cyanide-eliminating) (NADP+) activity; demethylase activity; FAD binding. Gene Ontology annotation, cellular component: cytoplasm. Lineage: Eukaryota; Metazoa; Chordata; Ascidiacea; Phlebobranchia; Cionidae. Gene Ontology annotation, biological process: cobalamin metabolic process. The record is from RefSeq and is a predicted model, not a curated record.
AUGGACACCUCGCGUACUUUGCUAAAACAUCUAAACGACAAGUUAAACCCUCUUGGAAUGGAAGUCUAUUUAUUCAAAGUUUCAUGGUACAACGAAACAGUUCGUCCGUGUUUUAAACUCCCAUAUGCAGAUAACGUUAUAUGUGCCGUAGUUCUAACUGUCCCGGCGUUUUUCGAAAGCGCAUUUCUGCCCAACGUGGAAAAUUUAUUGGCGCAAAAGCAGACGAAGGAUCCAAUCGAUGAAUGCAUUGCGUUCCAUUUAAACGAGACUGUUUCUGGCUUGAACAUUGGUGGUAUAACCAUUAUGUAUGAUUAUGAAAUAUUACCAAACCGGAGACCUAAAGUGUUGGUGCAAACUGCAGCUCACGUGGCAGGUGCUGCGUUUUACUAUCAGAGGGAGCAUGUAUUAAAACCUUCAGUUGAAUUUAACAAGUUAGAACCAUCAUCUCAUUGUGAUGCUGCAGGUGACCGUAAUCAAAAUAAAGGACACUGCAGGGAUAGUUGCAAUGCUAAAGAGGGUACAUCAGGUUCUAUUGACCCUUGGGGCGGAAAAAGAAAAAUUUACGGCGUUUGCGUUCAUCCCAAAUAUGGUGGUUGGUUUGCAAUAAGAGCAGUUCUUGUGUUCACUGAGUUAGAAGAUGCUAACCUCACAAAACUAGAGCCAACAGAUUGUGUAAAGACAAGAACUGAAAGAAUUGAUCUAUUGGAGAAAUUUAAUGGGAAUUGGAAAGACUCAACUUAUAGAGAUGUAAUUCAAGUGAAAGAGAAAUAUAGCGAACUUCAAACACUAUAUUUUCUAACCCUUCCUAAAGAUCGAAUGAAACUUUUACAGCAAAUUGUGAAUAACCAAACAGUGUAA